AUGUCAAAACCCUCGCCAUUAGCUGCCAAAAUAGCAGGAUCUAUACUUCCUGUCGUGGUGUACGGCUUGCUAGGCUAUACUUGGUACAUUUACAUCUUCCGCAUCUGUGCACACCUGUUACUGAACAAACCUCCUGAUAAUACAGCACAAGCCAUUAUAUUUAUGAUCAUUGCCAGUUUCUUUUGGAUCAUGGCACUGAUUAGUUAUACCCGAGUUUUAUUCACCUCGCCUGGAAAACCUCCCAAUGCUCGUACACCGCUUCUGAGUGAAGAAUCAAAUCAAGGUCAAGUAGCCCCUAUCCAUUUGCCUCGCUAUUAUUACUCGCCCAAGCUCUUCAACCAAUCCACCAUGACAAUUCGAUACAUUGAUGCACAGGAUAAAAUGGAUGUCAUGCCAGUGAUCUCAGUGAGUCGCCAAGACGGUCAGCCUAAAUUUUGCCACAUGUGUGAGUGUUAUAAGCCUGAUAGGGCUCAUCAUUGCAAGGAGUGUAACGCAUGUGUAAUCAAAAUGGAUCAUCAUUGCCCUUGGGUGAACGGCUGUGUUGGAUUUAGAAACUACAAGUUUUUCUUUUUGUUCGUGUUGUAUACGGGCUGCUACGGACUCUGGGUGUUUGUCAGUUCGUUGCCGUUGGUGGUUACAGGUAUCCGUGAUAUGAACGCUGAUUUGGACCCUCAAUGGAUUGUCAUCAUCGUCAUUGCAUUCAUUUUUGGAUUGACAGUAUGUGGAUUUGCAGGCGUUCAUGCGUACUACAUUAUUCGAAAUGAGACAACCAUUGAGCAUUUGGCGGAUAGACCCAAUGAGAUCAGGGUUGACUUUGACAUGUCAGGUCAGAAUUUCGAGGUUGUCUCGGUGCCUGUGGAUGAUAACUUAUGGGAGCGUAAAAAGAUGGAAAACUGGGUGUUUGUUAUGGGUAGAAAUCCAUGGGGGUGGUUCCUUCCUAUUCAACGAGGGUUAGGCGAUGGCACAGUAUUUCAGUACAAUGAUUACAUGUUCAACACGAUUGUGAAUAGAGCAGUUAAACAACGUCAGUCUAUGGAUGUGCCCAAUUACGGAAACAACAACAACCUCCAGGAACCCCCACAUGCGAAUGUGGAAUAUGAGGCGGAGCGACUCUCCUCUAUUGAUAGCACAGCUCAUAUGACUUGA
Molecule: messenger RNA, 1146 nt
Organism: Mucor velutinosus
Lineage: Eukaryota; Fungi; Mucoromycota; Mucoromycetes; Mucorales; Mucoraceae
Exons: 8
Coding region: 1-1146 (381 amino acids)
Molecular function (GO): palmitoyltransferase activity
Source: RefSeq, a predicted model, not a curated record